Molecule: messenger RNA, 1281 nt
Organism: Leptopilina heterotoma
Lineage: Eukaryota; Metazoa; Arthropoda; Insecta; Hymenoptera; Figitidae
Gene: MED27
Product: mediator of RNA polymerase II transcription subunit 27
Exons: 4
Coding region: 178-1056 (292 amino acids)
Biological process (GO): regulation of transcription by RNA polymerase II
Cellular component (GO): mediator complex
Molecular function (GO): transcription coactivator activity
Source: RefSeq, a predicted model, not a curated record
UUCAUUCCGCGCAUGCAAUUUUAUUUGUGUACGUUUUUCAUUGCUGUCAAAAAUAUUUAUAUGUUAUUUUUUUGUUUAAUAAACUUGUUAUUAUUAAAGUUAAAUUUUAAAAGCACUUAGUGUAAAUGCAACAAGUGAAAUAAAUUUCCGCUAAAAGAAAAGUAAAAAAAAAAGAUAAUGGAACAACUACAAACUGCGUUAACAACUGUCAAAGUUCUUCGCUCAAGUGUUGGUCAAGUUUUUGAGUCUCUCGCAAAUGGUUUGAGAGCUGAUCAUGGAGAAGAAAAUAAAGAAACAAAAUAUCUUUAUGAACUUCAAGAACUAGUAAAUACAGUGGGGCUUAGUUUAAGAGAUGUGGAACAAGCUAUCAAUAGUUUGAAUCCACCACCAGGUCCAUUCAAUUUGGCAAGUACAUCUUUUCUCGGUCAGGAAACAACUCAAGAGAGACAGGCACUUUAUAGUUCGUUAAUAAAUAGUUAUAAAUGGACGGAUAAAGUUCAUGAAUACAGUAAUAUUGCUCAGUCCUUGUUAAGUCAAAAUAAUUUGAAACGUUCCUAUACGAAUGCUAGCAGAGGAAAGAGAGGUAGAAUACAGACGAGCACGCAUAAUUUAUCUCCACAGCAAGUUGAUUCAGUUAUAACACAAUUCGAUCGACUUUUCACUGAUAUGACAUUUUCCAUUUCACGACCUUUUGCAUCUAAUGCAAUUUUGCACAUAACAUUGGGACAUAUUUUAAAAGCAGUUGUUGCAUUUAAGGGGAUAAUGGUUGAAUGGGUCGUAGUUAAGGGCUACAAUGAAUCAAUGGAUCUUUGGACGGAAUCACGUUAUAAAGUUUUUCGAAAAGUCACUGAAAAUGCUCACGCUGCAAUGCUACAUUUUUAUUCGCCAGCUCUUCCUGAAUUAGCAUUACGAUCUUUUAUGACCUGGCUUCAUAGUAUGAUCUCGUUAUUCAAUGUACCAUGUAAACGUUGUGGUUUACAUUUACAUGGCGCCUUGCCUCCAACCUGGAGAGAUUUUCGUACCUUGGAACCAUUUCAUCAAGAAUGCAAACCCUAGUAAUAAAUUAAUAUAAUAACAAUUAAUUAUAAUUGUAAAUACAAAUAGUAAAAAGAAGAUCUUCAAAAUAGGUAAAUUUAUACCAUUCAGCUUGCUUUGCAAGACUACUAAAAAAAAAUUCUUUUUUAAAAUAAAUUAGCGCCUAAUUAAAAGAAAUAAGGCCUUAAAGUAUAAAAUUGUGAUUUGAUAAUUUUUUAAUAAAAGGAAAUAAAUUGAUGGUAAAUA